AUGUCAGGUCGCGUUCAAAAAUCCAAAUCAAAGAACCCUGUGGCUUAUAAGGAACUUAGCCAGCUUGUCGAUUUGUUCGGGUUCAUCAUGCCUGUCCCUUGUUCCGGUUGCGCGGCUGCCGGUGUCGACUGCGUCGUUUCCGAAGUUAAUUCUUCUCGUUGUUCGCGUUGCGUUGCCGAUAAGCAUUCUUGCGACAUUCACGGUCCUUCCGCGGCUUCCCUCAUUCGGGUUCGGCAACAGAAAAUAAAAAUUGAUGAUGAGCUUGAGAAAGCUGAAGAAGAGCAGUUAGCUCUUAUGGCGAAGAUUCGUCGUUUACGAAGGCGUCGCAAGGACAUCAAUCGUGAGGCGACUGAUCUCAUUCGAUCUGGUUUGCGGCGUGUGGAGGAGGUUGAGAAUGAGUAUCGUUCCGAGGUUCUUGGUUUGCAGAGUGCUAGCUCGGAAACUGUGGGUGCACUUCAUUCCCUGGGUGCUAUUGGCGUCGUGGAUUGGUCUGGCGUCGGUUUGGACGACUGGGGUCCAGAGACGUCCUCUGGUGCCAGUAUUGUUGGAGUUCUUCCUGAGCGUGUUCCAGGUUCUUAA
This is a messenger RNA of Colletotrichum truncatum, 579 nucleotides long. RefSeq lists its product as uncharacterized. NCBI's taxonomy places the organism in Eukaryota, Fungi, Ascomycota, Sordariomycetes, Glomerellales, Glomerellaceae. The record is from RefSeq and is a predicted model, not a curated record.